AUGCGGCUGCCAUCAUGGCUUUCGCUACUUAUUCUGGCCUCGCAGACAGUGGCUAGCCAGCGGGAUUACGAGAGGAAUGACUACUUUGCCGUUCAUCUGAGUCCUGCUGCCGAUAUCCGCGAGGUGGCUCGACUCUUUGGAGUUAAGCAUGAAGGACAGAUCGGGGAGUUGAGUGACCACCACACGUUUUCUUGCCCGAAGGGCUCGUGUCCAGACUUUGAAGCCUCUUUAAAUGAACUAAAAUUACGGAAGAAAAGGCGAAAGAGAGGGGAGACAGGCUUGCAUGAACGCAACUCCUGGAGACAACUCUCUGCAGAAUUGGGAGGUAUACUCUGGGCCGAGCAACAAUAUCUUCGACAUCGUCAUGUCAAACGCAUUCCACCUCCUGGGCCCCUUGUUCCCAGGCAGGAAACGGCGGGUGACGGGACCGAUGCCGAAAAGCAAGAGGCUAUACAGCGGCUGGAUAGUAUCGCCGAGGCGUUGGAUAUUUCAGACCCUAUCUUUAAGGAGCAGUGGCACUUGUUCAACCCGGUGCAACUAGGACACGACCUUAAUGUGACCGGAGUGUGGCUCGAUGGCAUUACGGGUAAUGGAACUAUCUCCGCGGUCAUAGACGAUGGCCUCGAUAUGGACAGCAACGACUUGAAAGAUAACUACUAUGCUGAGGGCUCCUACGACUUCAACGACAAAGGCCCGGAUCCUAAGCCUCGACUUUUCGACGACAAACAUGGCACACGAUGCGCUGGCGAGAUCGCUGCCGUCAAGAACAACGUUUGCGGAGUAGGCAUGGCAUAUGACAGUAAAGUCGCCGGCUUGCGUAUUCUAUCUAAGCCCAUCAGUGAUGAAGACGAAGCGACCGCCAUCAAUUAUCACUACCAAGAAAAUGACAUAUACUCGUGCUCGUGGGGCCCACCAGACGAUGGGGCGACCAUGGAAGCUCCGGGAAUCCUCAUCCAGAGGGCCAUGGUCAAUGGUAUCCAGAGUGGGAGAGGCGGUCUCGGCUCCGUCUUUGUCUUUGCAGCGGGCAAUGGGGCAGCCAGUGAAGACAAUUGUAAUUUUGAUGGGUAUACCAACAGCAUCUACUCUAUUACUGUUGGAGGCAUCGACAGAGCUGGAAAUCACCCAUACUAUUCAGAAGCUUGCUCCGCACAGCUUGUCGUGACAUACAGCUCCGGCCACAAUGAUGCCAUUCACACGACCGAUGUAGGCGUCGACAAAUGCUACACGGGCCAUGGCGGCACGUCAGCUGCUGGCCCAUUGGUGGUAGGCACAGUUGCCCUUGCACUCAGCGUUAGACCAGACCUCAGUUGGAGAGAUAUCCAAUAUCUCUGUGUUGAGACAGCUAUUCCGAUCCAUGUUGAGGAUGGUAGCUGGCAGGACACCACCAUCGGAAAGAAAUUCAGCCAUACUUAUGGAUAUGGAAAGGUCGAUGCCUACCGCUUCGUCGAGGCCGCGAAGUCUUUCGUCCCAGUCAAAGCGCAAGCGUGGUAUCACUCGCCGUGGCUCAGCGUCCAACACAAGAUACCUGAGGGCGACCAAGGACUUGCAGCCAGCUUCGACGUCACGCAGGAGAUGCUGAAUGAGGCAAAUCUGGAGAGACUCGAACAUGUCACUGUUACGAUGAAUGUCGAGCACGGUAGGAGGGGCGACCUGAGUGCCGAUUUGAUCAGUCCCGGUGGUGUUGUCAGCCACCUGGCAGUAACCCGUCGUCCUGAUGUUGCAGCUUCGGGAUAUGACGACUGGACCUUUAUGUCUGUUGCUCACUGGGGCGAGUCUGGAAUCGGAAAAUGGACCGUCAUCGUUAAAGACACCCAUGAAAACGAGUUCAACGGCACGUUUGUUGACUGGCGCCUCAACCUCUGGGGUGAAAGCAUCAACGAGCUGACCCAGGGUCUUCACCCACUGCCAGAUGAGCAUGAUGAUGAUCACGAAACGGCCAGCGCGAUUGUCAGCACCACCAGUGUCCUGGCAGCUCCCCCACCAACAUCGCUCCCAGCAAAACCUACCAACCAUAUCGAUCGCCCAACAAAGCCCAAGCCUGGCGACGACUCCGACACUACAGCCACAGUCUCGAGUAUAAGUGCGGUUUCGACUACAGAUGCGUUCUCGACUACAAGCAAAGUCUCUGACCCUGCUACCACGACUACCGGAGCAGUAGAAGCUACCCACACCUACUCGGACAGCUUUCUACCCUCCUUCUUCCCUACCUUUGGCGUCUCCAAACGAACGCAGAUAUGGAUCUACGGUUCCAUCGGCCUCAUCAUAGUCUUCUGUGCUGGGCUUGGAGUAUACUUCGUGCUCCAACGAAGGAAGAGGUUGCGAAACAAUCCACGUGAUGCAUAUGAAUUUGAAAUGGUCGGGGAUGCCGACGAAGACGAGCAGCAAGGUGUCAACGCCCGACGUACGCGCACGGGUAAAGGUAGAGCACGUCGCGGGGGAGAAUUGUAUGAUGCAUUUGCUGGAGAAAGCGAUGACGAUGAUCUGUUCAGCGACGAGGACGCCUAUCAGGACACGCCCAGUAACGACACUAGUCCGGGUUCCAGGGGCGACAGCCCUGCAGAGCGGGAGAAGUAG
Messenger RNA from Exophiala spinifera, 2574 nucleotides. RefSeq lists its product as uncharacterized. The record is from RefSeq and is a predicted model, not a curated record. NCBI's taxonomy places the organism in Eukaryota, Fungi, Ascomycota, Eurotiomycetes, Chaetothyriales, Herpotrichiellaceae. Gene Ontology annotation, biological process: protein processing. The transcript is spliced from 2 exons. Gene Ontology annotation, cellular component: Golgi membrane; trans-Golgi network. The coding region runs from base 1 to 2574 and encodes 857 amino acids. Gene Ontology annotation, molecular function: serine-type endopeptidase activity.